Messenger RNA from Dibothriocephalus latus, 396 nucleotides. Lineage: Eukaryota; Metazoa; Platyhelminthes; Cestoda; Diphyllobothriidea; Diphyllobothriidae. The record is from the annotation of a GenBank genome assembly.
AUGAAUCUAACAUCAGAAAAACCAAAAGGCGCACUUAGUGAAGUCACGGACAUCUUGGCAGAAAAACUUAAUAUCCAUGAACCGGAAGAUCCUGAGCGCGUAGACCCCGAUUCUACGGCGAAAAAACGAAAGAAAAAGAAGAAGAAGGUAACUAAGACAGAACCCGAACAAGCAGCAGAUGAGGCAGACACAGUUCCUGAUGCGCAAAUUCCACCGACCACUGUUGCGCCAACAAGUGGUGAAGGCCCAGCAAAGAAGAAGAAAUCAAAAAAGAAGGGUUCUCUGAAACAAACGGAUCCGCCGUCUAUUCCUGUUGGCCAACUUUUUCCAAAUCGAGAUUUCCCCAUUGGAGAAAUUUCGGAGUAUAAACUUGGGACAGAUGGGUAUGUAGUUUAA